Molecule: messenger RNA, 462 nt
Organism: Rotaria socialis
Lineage: Eukaryota; Metazoa; Rotifera; Eurotatoria; Philodinida; Philodinidae
Source: the annotation of a GenBank genome assembly
AUGGCUCUUCAAUUAACUAUAUCAUGUGAUUUGGAUAAAUCUCAAACUGGUCCAACACUUAUUCAUUCGACUGGUGUAGAACAUUACAAAAUUCCACCAGAAGUGAUCCGAACCUUACAAGAAAAUUUUUCAAACGAUCGAUUAUCUGAUCAUGCAGAAGGUGUUCUUUGCCAAGAUGCCCCACAACGUGUUCUUGAUGUUCUUCGUCGAAAUGGAUUUACUUUACAAAAACAAACAACUAGUAAUCCAAAGGCCUUAUGGACAUUAGCACAAGGUGGUGGUGGUGGUGGUGGUGGCGAUCAUCAACCUGUACCACCUCCUGCUCCGCAACCAACACCAAGUGAUGAAAAUGAAGGAGAUGCUGGUGGAGAAGAUCAAGGCGGAGAAGAAAAUAAGGAAGAAGGUGGAGGUGAAGGUGAAGGCGAGGGUGAAGAAGAAGAAGAAGAAGAAAAAGAAGAAUAA